This is a messenger RNA of Olea europaea var. sylvestris, 2902 nucleotides long. Its product is annotated as G-type lectin S-receptor-like serine/threonine-protein kinase SD2-2. Lineage: Eukaryota; Viridiplantae; Streptophyta; Magnoliopsida; Lamiales; Oleaceae. The record is from RefSeq and is a predicted model, not a curated record. Gene Ontology annotation, molecular function: ATP binding; protein serine/threonine kinase activity. The transcript has a single exon. The coding region runs from base 125 to 2701 and encodes 858 amino acids. Gene Ontology annotation, biological process: protein phosphorylation; recognition of pollen.
UAAACAAUAAAAAUCCCUAUUUCUUCAUCUCUAAAAUCUCCCACUAUUUUUCUGCACCUACUCAUAGAAGAAUAAAAGGACUUCAAUGUUCUACCACAAAUGAAAUGCCAUUUUGUUCAUCAAAAUGCCUCCAAGAAAUCUCCCAUUUCUUCUUAUUUCCAUUUAUUUAUUGAAUUUCCUCAUUUUAUCUGUUUCAAAAACACUAAAAGAACCCAUUUUGAACCCAAAUUCAGCCCAUUUUUCCAAGAAAAUUAAAGGGUUUGAAGAAUCCACAAGAAAGAGCAUAAGGUUGGAAUCUUUACAAAGAUCUCAGCUGAUUCUCAGUGGAAACACAACAAUUUUUAGUGAAAACAGAACUUUUCAGCUGGGAUUUUUCACCCCAGGUCAUAGUAUCAGAUGGUACUUGGGCAUUUGGUAUGCUUCAAUCUCAACUCCCUCAUAUGUUUGGGUUGCGAACAGGGAAAAUCCCAUCAAGAAGUUGUCAUCAGCUACAGCAGAAAUCAGUGAAAAUGGAAAAUUAGUUGUAACAGAUCAAGAUUCAAGAACCAUUUUGUGGGAAACAAGCAAUGUGGAAAAAGCAAGUGAUUUGAAGCUUUUGGAGCAGGGAAAUUUAGUGUUGUUAAAUGACGAAGGGAGGAUUGUUUGGCAAAGCUUUGAUUUUCCUACUGACACGUGGCUGCCUGGGAUGAACUUAACAACUCAACACUGGCUGACUUCUUGGAAGAGUUCAAGUGAUCCAGCACCGGGAAGGUAUUCCUUGAGGUUGAAUCAAGCUAAUUAUGGUGAGAUUACUCUUGUUUAUAGCAAUGGUAGUGUUAAUGGUAGUAAUUCCAAUUCAUAUACUUAUUGGACUACUGGGAAAUGGAAUGGAAAUGCAUUUGAUGGGGUGCCCGAAAUGACAAUUCGUUAUAUAUAUAAGUUUGAGUUUGUUAAUCCUUUUACUCCCACGGCAAUUUUUGGGUACACAGAGUUGUCAACAGAUGGUGUGAAACCACCCUUAACGAGGUUCUUUUUGGACCACACGGGUCAGCUGAAGCAGUUCACUUGGUCUUCGCAGAUUGAGUAUUGGAACAUGUUUUGGUCACAGCCUGAGAAUCUGUGUAGAGUUUAUGGAUUGUGUGGUAAUUUGGGGUUUUGUAGUGCGAGGCAGUGGAGUCCUUGUAGGUGUUUGAACGGAUUUAUUCCUGUUAAUGGUGUUUCGUGGAAUGAGAAUGAUUUUUCCGAGGGUUGUCACCGGGAAAGUGAUGUGUUCUGUGGCAAGAACGAGGGAUUUGAGGAAGUCGGAGUGGUGAAUUACGAUGGAGCAAGAGUCGUGUCAUUUAGUGCGAGUAGGAGUAAGUGUGAAAGCGAGUGUUUGAGUAAUUGUUCGUGCAUUGGUUUGUUACACAAUGUGAGGAGUAAUUUAUGCAAGAAUCUCUAUGGGUCUCUUUUUAACAUAUGGAAUCUUACUUCAGAUAGCACUAUUGACGAAAAGUUAUAUGUGAAGGUGCCCAGGAAUAGUGCAGGCAAAAAGAACAAGAAGAAGAUGACCAUUUUCAUUGGGAUGAUUUGUGGGAUUCUUGUGAUUCUGAGUCUCGGAACUAUAAGUCUGUUGUACUUGAGGAGGAGAAUGAUUAAGAGAAGAAAGGGGGACGAGGAUGGUGUUUUCCCAGUAACAAAUUUGAGGGUGUUUUCUUACAAGGAACUCCAUGCUAUUACAAGGGGAUUUUCAGAGAAGCUCGGGCAUGGAGGAUUUGGGGCAGUAUUUCGCGGGGAAUUAUCAGAUUCUUCACUGGUGGCUGUUAAGAGACUCGAAAGACCUGGUGGUGGUGAGAAGGAAUUUCGAGCAGAGGUUUGUACUAUUGGAAAUAUUCAGCAUGUCAAUCUGGUUAGAUUGAGAGGGUUUUGUUCUGAAGAUUCUCAUAGGCUAUUGGUUUACGAUUAUAUGCCGAAUGGACCUCUUAGUGUUUACCUAAGACGGGAUGGUCAGAAUCUAAGUUGGGAUGUCAGAUUUCGGGUUGCUAUAGGGACAGCAAGAGGCAUCGCUUAUUUACACGAGGAGUGUCGAAAUUGCAUCAUACAUUGUGAUAUAAAGCCCGAGAACAUUUUAUUAGACAAAGAUUUCUCACCCAAGGUAUCGGAUUUUGGCCUAGCAAAGCUCAUUGGGAGAGACUUCAGCCGGGUUCUAGCUACCAUGAGGGGUACGUGGGGAUAUGUUGCACCCGAAUGGAUCUCUGGUGUGGCGAUUACCACUAAAGCUGAUGUGUAUAGCUACGGCAUGACAUUAUUGGAGUUGUUAGGCGGCCGCCGUAAUGUGGAGGGGCCACCUUCAGCCAGUGGAGGUGGAGAGGGUGGUAUUGAGAAGUGGUUCUUUCCACCCUGGGCAGCCCGCCAGUUAAUAGACGGUAACGUGACUGCUGUGAUCGAUGAGCGGCUUGGUAGCACAUAUGACAAGCCCGAGGCAGAGCGCUUAGGUCUGGUGGCUGUAUGGUGCAUUCAAGAUGAUGAAUUAAUGAGGCCUACAAUGGGAAUGGUCGUGAAAAUGUUGGAGGGCGUAGUCGAGGUGGCUGUUCCACCACCUCCAAAGCUGCUUCAAGCAUUAGUUUCUGGUGAUUCGUUCCGUGGGGUUGGGGACAGGGUAUCACAAAGCGAUGCUCCAGGAAGUUUUAAUGAUAAUGUCCUAACCACCAUAGAUCUCAAGAAUUCUCAAUCAUCUAUGUAGCUUUUCUUUCUUAGCUUCAUCAUGUCAAAGUGCACAAAUUAGAAGAGGCAAAUUGGCUCUUUAUUGCUGUAUUACUAGUUUGCAACAUGUAGAAGUUCAUUGUUGUUUUGCAGCCUUUUUUCCCUCAAAGUUCUGUUGAAAUGAUUGAAAUUAGUGGAAAUUACAUCCACCCUAUUUUUAAAGAUCAAUAUUCUAAAAUCA